UCCGUUCCUCAGUCUUUGAUUUAACAACAGAUAGCAUGAAGGGAGCAAGAGAAACUGAGGGUUGCUUUCAUUUCCCUGAAAUACUAGGGAAUACUCUUUCAGGCAGAAUAUGGCUGUGGAGGGAGGAGUUUUUAAAAAAAGAAAAAAAAAAAACAUCCUAAGAAUUGGACACAAUGUAGAAGAGUUGGCACCCAAACUAAGAAAAGCCUUUCUUCACUUCACCCUAAUCCCAUUGCUGGAUUGCUAUAUGGAGCUUUCAUUGUAGCUUUAAAUUCUGGCUUAAAAGGACUGGGAAGGGAUGAAAUUGGCAAGAAUGAACAGAGGAUUUGUGAGACGAGAUCCCUUGGAGGCUGAGGUGGAGUCAGUGGUAACGGGCUGUGGAGAGAUGUGUGUGCAAUAGGGAGAUGUCUAUGUUAGUGCUCUGUGUGGGUGGGUGUGAAGGAGGAUGUGUGGGUGGGGUAAGGAGGGUGCUUAUGUGUGAGUAGGUGUCAUCAAAGUCACUAAACAUGAUGUACCGGGAGAGCAAUGGAGAAUAAGGCUCCUUUCCUCUCUGGAAGUAGCUUCCAGACAAUUUAACUGAGUGGAGAAGACACGUGGAAAAAUAAGCAGAGGAAGUUUGUAGAGUUGAGCCCACCAAGGGUGGGAAUUCCAGGAGGAGGUAAGACAAAGUAGUUUGGGAAGAGGAGUAGAAUUUUAAUUGGAGAGGUGGGAAGGAAAUUGCAAAACUAAAGGCAGCAAGUAAGAAUCUUGUUAUCUUGGGUAAUGGGGUGGAAGUAGAGUGAUUGAUAUAACGAGUCAUGAAGAGCAAUGUGAGAUAAGGCUAGAAAGGCAAAUAUGGAACAUCACGGAGGACCUCAUAUUUUUCCUCUGUGGAUAGGGAGAUACUGCAGGCUUUAAAGGUGAGUGAUAUGACAAGAGCUAGACUUUAGGGAGAGGGAUCCUGUAGAUGAAAUACCAAGGAGAGAGACUGAAAAGAGACUGUUUUAGAAGACUGGAGCAAUAGGCCAGAUAAGAGGUAAGGGAAUAAGAAUCCACCUCUAAUUUGUAUAGGAAUGAAUGAACCCCUCAGAUGAAAGCUGAAAGGUAAGCGUCCCUAAUAAAUCUGAUGUCCUGGGCAGGAAACAAGAAUUUAAGGGCAUGGAUAAUUCAUCUGUUAGUAGGUUCAGACUUCUAAAAAAAAAUAGCAAUUGAUAUUCUUGUAGAAUGUUAAAAAUACACAAAAUAUUACAUAUGUGUAUGUAUAUACACACAUUAUCAUUGAAUCUCCCAACCAACCUUGUGAAAUAGAAAGUAUUGAUGUUAUCCCCACUUUCCAGAUAGGAAAUCGAGGCUCAGGUGAAAUGACUUGGCAAAGUUCAUAGGUAACAUCGAGUCAAGACUUCAAAUCUGGGUCUUUCCCAGUCCCACACUUAAUAUAUGACAUGGACCUGAAGUCUAUGUCAGUGGAUCUGAUGAGAACCCUCCUCGCCAUCUUGUAUAAUUCUUAUCCAUGUCUUUCCUUAAGUCCUCCACAGAAAACUGUACUAGAAGUCUUCCAAGACUUAGUAUGGGCUUGUGAUCAGGGCAUCUCACAGGACUGGGGAAAUAGCUGUGAUGAGGGGCUCAGUAACCUGAGCAACAAAGUUUUUAAACAGAAAUGUGAGAGGAAGGAAGAAAUGCCUGUAUACAAACCAUAAAAAGAUAUAUGGAGUUUGUAAUAGUAUUUUAAAUUUGGAAGUAAUACUAGGAAUCAUUUCUUUCAAUGCCCUCAUUCAACUGAUGAAAACAUUAGGGUCCUAAGAAGUAAAGUGACUUGCUCAAUCACACGGAAGCAGAAAAGCAUAGGUUCUCUAGGUUCUAAAUUGAGUUUCCCCCUCCCCACUAUGCCACAAAGAAUAAAUUAAGUUUCCCCCUCCCCACUGUGCCACAAAGAAUAGUGCUUUCUAUAAGGAAAAAAGAUCGAGAAUGAGGUCAAAAUUAUCUCUUAGCAACAUAAGAUCUCUUAGCACAACCUCAUAGGUAUCAUCGAGACUUAGGGAGCUGGGAUUUGGGACAGGAAUCUCUCAGCCAUGGAUAAGCAUAUCUUGUCCAAAAAGAACAUAACGGGGGGAGGGAGGGCGCAGUUCGUAUAUUAAGAAGGCUGUGCACAAAUCUAUUAAUCUACAAAGAGAAUUAAUUGGUGGGUGAAAUGGAACUACAGAAACCACAAAGGGAAAUGACCAUGGUGUUGGCGACAAACACUGAAGAUGUCAGAAUUUGCCGUUAGAGGGCAGAACUGGAGUGAAAGCUGCAAAGAAAGCUCUGAAAGAGGAAUGGGCUGCCUCUUGUUAGAGAUUGGAUGAACGCUUGUAAGGGAAGUUGUAGAAUAGGUUUGUGCUCAUGUACGGGUUGGACUAGUUGGCCUCUGACAUCUCUGCUAGCUCUGAGGUUCUGGGAUUCUUAUAGCAGAUUCCAAAGAGUCUAGAGAAAAGGAAGGUCCGAGCCUGUGGCUAGGUUGGAAUGGUCAGGACAGACUUUGUGGAGAUAAGGCUGGAAGCUAGGCUUUGAUGUGGAGGUAAGAUUAGCUUUAAAGUGUGGCAGGUAAGGGGGGGGGUCAUCUGUGGGUGUAGAUGAGAUGACCAGGACCUUUGGGUUGAGCUAUCUGUCCUUUCUUUUUGUGGGGGCUUAAGGUAAACCCAUAAUCCCUGAGGCCCAAGAAGAGAGGAUGGUAUGGCAGGAGCAGGGAGGAAAGGGGCUGCCUUGGCUCCUGCUCAGUUCUGAUGAGGGAAGAUACCUGGAUCGUCAUUCCUUCUGGGAAGGAAAUCAGUUUGCAGGAGCUCAAUUAGUGUGUUCGAUGGUGGUAGUGGUUGUGUGUGUAAGGAAUAUGGGGAGGGGCCAGUGAAAAGAUAGGACAGGCCCCUAAGAUAGCCACUUUCCUUUUAGAAAUCAGAGUAAACUGGUGCCAGGAUGUUGGGGUUGGGGAGGGAGAAGAAGAUGGAAUGGCCCUAGGUACCCUGUUGCUUCACUUUCAUUAGUUCCCAUCCUCCAAGGCACAUCUGAAUGUCUGAUAGCUACGCAGAAUCCAAGCUGAUCUAAACUAAAACCUCCAGAGUGGGAGGACUCAAGGGGGUUGAGGUGUCAAUCCUACUCUGCUUUCUUCUACCGCCCAUCUCCAGUGGGGUAGCCCCUGAGAUGCCUCGAUCCUUCCUAGUAAGAAACAGAAGAACCUCUGGAAGAAAAAAGUUGAUUGGCUUUACUCCAGAGAACCCAGCCCUCUCUGUGGGGAGCCUUGGAGGUCCAUGGGCUGAGAGGCCCCUGUCCCCCAACCCUGAAGCUAGCUCCUCCCUGGGGUCCUCUGCCCAGGCAGAGGCUGACCUCUUUGGGCUCCAGGGGCCAGCCGGCUUCUCCUGGGAUGGCCACUGCCCCCAGCCCCAGCCCCAGCCUGCGACAGCAGUUACUGCCCCAAGCCUGCAGCCACAGCUACUGCUGCCACCACCCACAGCACAGCCCCCUCACCAAUUCAAGGAGAGACUGUUCCCCUGCGGUGUGUGCGGGAAGAGCUUCCGGCGCUCCUCCACCCUGUCCACACACCUGAUUAUCCAUUCGGGCACGCGGCCCCACCCCUGCCCCUUCUGCACCAAGCGCUUCCACCAGAAAUCCGACAUGAAGAAGCACACGCUCACCCACACCGGAGAAAAGCCCCAUCUCUGUGGAGUAUGUGGAAAAUCCUUCAGCCAGAGCUCCAACCUGCUCACUCACUGUCGGCAGCAUGGGGUGAGCCGGCCCUUGCCUCGGAGGCCGAAGUGCCCACCCCGGCAGGAAUCCUGCCCCAAAGAAUCAUCUGGCACCUCCCUGGGGGUCCUGAGCCCCAGGGAGAAGGGAGAAAACUGCCCCUAAAGCCUUGUUCUCCACCUGUUCACCAAAAUCAGCAGCAGAAGAAAUGGCAGGACUUGGAGGCAGUCCCCAGAUCCAAGUUUCCUACUGCCCAACCCCCUAAAACAGCAACUACAACCCCACUGUCUCAGCUUUAUUACAGACUAAAAAGGCCUUAGAAAACACACAGGCACACCACCUACAGAAGCUAGAGGUCACAGGAGCAAACCAGCAAUGGCAAUCUACAACAUACAUACAUACAAUACAUGGGAAUCAAGAAGCUGGUCAGGACAAGACCUUUCAGGACUCAGAUGGAAGGAUGUUAGGAAGCUAGAACAUCCUCAUGACUAUCCCUCUGCCUAGUUCCCCCUGCUG
Sarcophilus harrisii (Tasmanian devil) is the source of this 4206-nucleotide messenger RNA. Its product is annotated as zinc finger protein 836-like. Lineage: Eukaryota; Metazoa; Chordata; Mammalia; Dasyuromorphia; Dasyuridae. Gene Ontology annotation, cellular component: nucleus. Bases 3151 to 3855 code for a protein of 234 amino acids. The record is from RefSeq and is a predicted model, not a curated record. Gene Ontology annotation, molecular function: DNA-binding transcription factor activity, RNA polymerase II-specific; RNA polymerase II cis-regulatory region sequence-specific DNA binding. The transcript is spliced from 5 exons. Gene Ontology annotation, biological process: regulation of transcription by RNA polymerase II.